AUGGUGGCGGCGGUAUCCCGCAGUUUUGCCGCGCAGAACCCGAAGAUGAUCCGAACUGCCUGCCUGGUGACCGCCAGACCAAGUAUUACUUCAGCGCUGCCGUCGGUAGAUGUCGCUCUUUCGUAUCGGUCGACUGCGAGCGGGGCAGAAACGUGUUCUUGACGCGGCGGGAGUGCGAGCAGGCAUGCAGUGGCCGUGACGAAGGUGGUGGUGAGAGGCCCCAGUUCUGCCGUGCCGAGCCCGAGGCCAUCUCCAACUGCCGGCCUGGUGAUCGUGAAACCAAAUACUACUUCAGCGCCGCUGACGGGAGAUGUCGCUCCUUCGUGUCGCUCGGAUGCGAACGAGGCAGGAAUAUGUUCUUCACAAUGCGGGAGUGUAGGGAGGCUUGCGAUGCCAGCGACACGGAAGGUGCUGGCAUGUGCUUGCUGCCGUCUGACCCGGGCCCGUGCGCCGCCUUCGAGACGCGCUGGUACCGAGACCCGGCUUCGGGCACCUGCGAGACCUUCCAGUAUGGCGGCUGCGAGGGCAACAGCAACAACUUCCUGACGCGAGCGGAAUGUUUAGAGCGCUGUCAGAACGACAACCGGGCCGAGAACGAGAUCUGCAACCAGCCGCCGGAGACGAACGACCGCCCGUGCCGGGACGAGGUGACACGCUUCUUCUGGGACCUGGCCAGCGGCGCGUGCCGCUCCUACCGCUACUCGGGCUGCGGCGCCACGGCCAACAACUUCCGCUCGCUGCGGGACUGCAGGACGGCGUGCCGGGGACGGGACUCGGAGGGCGGCCGGCCGCCGACGCAGCAGCGCUGCCUGGAGGCGCCCGAGGAGAAGCCGGCCGACACGUCCAGCUGCGGCCGCCAGCAGAAGCGAUACACGUAUUCGAGUCGUCAGGGAUUCUGCGUUCCGUUCACAUAUACGGGUUGCACUGAAACAGGCAAUAACUUCAUGACCAGGGAGGAGUGCAGGGACACAUGCCAACCGAGAGACCAGUGCACACAGCGGCAGGAGUCGGGCCGCUGCGACGGCCGACUGGCGAGGUUUGCGUACGACCCGGCGGCCAACCGCUGCCGCCGCUUCACCUACUCGGGCUGCGGCGGUAACCAGAACCGGUUCAAGUCGGAGCGCGCAUGCCUGCUGAGCUGCGGCAGCGGCGCCGCCGUCGACAGCCAGGAGGUGUGUCUGCUGCCGCCCGUCGAGGACGGCGCAGUCAACUGCGGGGUCCGCGAGUCCAGGUAUUUUUUCGACUCUGCGUUGGGCCGCUGUGUCUCGUUCACGUUUACGGGAUGCGUGCCGACGGAAAACAACUUUCUGAACCUCGCGGACUGCCAGCAGAUGUGCCAGGCCGAGGAAAUGCCACAGCUCAGUGACAGAGAGGUCUGCGCCCUCGAGCGGGCGCCGGGCUUCUGCUCUGGGCGCUUGCUUCGCUUCUUCUACGACGCCGAGGAGCGUCGCUGCCGGCCGUUCAUGUACACCGGCUGCGACGGCAACGCCAACAGCUUCCUCACCUUCCGCGACUGCAGCACCGCGUGCGCCCCACGCCUGCGCUCCCUCCGGUUGGACGAGUCCACUGUCGUGGCCGAGGUGAAGACGCUCAUGGACAAGAUGGCGGCCAGUGAGAUGGGAGGUUCUAUCACGCCAGAGCCAUGA
This is a messenger RNA of Pollicipes pollicipes, 1646 nucleotides long. RefSeq names its product papilin. The record is from RefSeq and is a predicted model, not a curated record. NCBI's taxonomy places the organism in Eukaryota, Metazoa, Arthropoda, Thecostraca, Pollicipedomorpha, Pollicipedidae. The transcript is spliced from 8 exons. The coding region runs from base 354 to 1646 and encodes 430 amino acids. Gene Ontology annotation, molecular function: serine-type endopeptidase inhibitor activity.